AUACGAUUCAACAACACUCGAUCUUCAUUGAUCAACCAAAAAACAAAGUCGUUGCAGAGAAAUAAAUAAGUGGCGGCUAAGCAAAACAAGAAAUUUUAAUGUGCCGCAGUUGACAUUUUAAACAUCCAGUUGCAAUACUGGACCAAGUCAGAUCAACACACCUACCUUAAUCUCUGUCCAAACCAUUAUAUAGUAACACAGAGCUCUCAUGCUCUUGUAUUUUCGAACAUGUCAAUACAACUCAGCUCCCAUGUCUUUGCAGGCAAUCCCAUAAUAUCUAAAACACCUAAACUAACCGACUCUGUUUCAUUCUCCUCUGCUUUUCAGACCCUCAAAGCAUACUUCUCUUCUGAUCAUGGUACUCAAGGUUCAUGUCCGAAUUUUAAGGUUUUGCCUUUCAGAAAGGGAAGGCCACUGGUGGGGUCUUCCGGUGAUUUGGUUCCGACAUGGCACUUGGGUUGGUUGAGUUUGAGUGAGUGUCAAGCUUUCUUGGGAAAGUCUCGAGUUAAGUUGACUGAAAAUUCGUUUGUUUAUUUGGGUUCUGAGUUGGCUGAUGAGGUUGUUUUUUGGGCAAUUGAUGUGUCUGAUGCUGGUGAUCUGGAGAAUGAGAUGAGUGAUAUGCAGUUAAGCUUUGUGGAUGUGAUGAGUUUGAUGGUUGCCACGGAUUGGACUAACCAGCUUGUUAUGGCUGAUCUUGCUAUUGCUGGCCAGGCCAAAGCUUUGUUGGAGUGGCAUAUUACAUCAUGCUUUUGUGGGAAAUGUGGAGAGAAAACUGUGCCAAUAGAUGCUGGGAGACGAAAGCAAUGUUCAAAUGAGUCCUGCAAAAAGAGAAUUUACCCACGAGUUGAUCCGGUUGUCAUUAUGUUAGUCGUAGAUAAACAGAGAGACCGUGCACUUCUAAGCAGACAGUCAAAAUUUGUGCCACGAAUGUGGAGUACUCUUGCUGGGUUCAUAGAGCCAGGUGAAAGCUUGGAAGAGGCAGUGAAGCGUGAAACGUGGGAGGAGACUGGUAUUGAGGUUGGAGAAGUUAUCUAUCAUAGCUCUCAGCCUUGGCCUGUUGGACCUAGUAGCAUGCCUUGCCAGUUAAUGGUGGGUUUCCUGGCAUAUGCUAAGUCGUUUGAAAUAAAUGUGGACAAGAAUGAAUUGGAAGAUGCCCAAUGGUUCAGUAGAGAAGAUGUCAAGAAGGCUUUAACAUUUGCUGAAUACGAGAAGGCGCAAACGACAACAGCAGUGAAAGUGAAGCAGAUGAGCAAAGGAGUCGAAAAAAGUUUUAACCUAUCUUUGGACUUCAACAUGGAAAGUGGAGAACUUGCUUCCAUGUUUAUCCCUGGACCAUACGCGGUCGCUCAUCACUUGAUUGCUUCUUGGGUCAACGAGGCUGGAGUAAAUGAUAUUCAAGGACACAAUUAACAGUCUGAUAGUUCUUCAUUAAAUCUGUAGCAGACACAUUGUAUCUGCAUUUGUUUUGGUUUAAUUCUUUUCAUCUAUUUGUGUAGGAUGACAUUAUAUAUUCAUCCAUGCAAGUAAUCUAUUGUAGAGUAUUUUUUUUUUUAAAUGUAAGCUUCGUUACUGUCUUUGCCUAAUAACAGUCACAAGAUUCACCAUU
Messenger RNA from Daucus carota subsp. sativus, 1606 nucleotides. RefSeq names its product nudix hydrolase 19, chloroplastic. Gene Ontology annotation, cellular component: cytosol. The coding region runs from base 229 to 1410 and encodes 393 amino acids. Gene Ontology annotation, molecular function: NADH pyrophosphatase activity; metal ion binding. Lineage: Eukaryota; Viridiplantae; Streptophyta; Magnoliopsida; Apiales; Apiaceae. Gene Ontology annotation, biological process: NAD+ catabolic process; NADP+ catabolic process. The transcript has 6 exons. The record is from RefSeq and is a predicted model, not a curated record.